GUUAAUCCAAUCCUAAAUCGGCUCGUCAGCGGUCGGAGAUGGCCGACAAUUCUAAGCUGUUCUACGGCGGCGUGUUUCUGCUGUUUCUCGCGUACAGCCUUCAGGAUUUCUUCCUCGGCGGAGAACAGAGUGCGUCGCAGAUGAAGGAGAUUCCGAAGACCAGCUUCAAGACGGACUUCGCGAACCCCAAGUUAAAAUUCCUUUACUGCUACUCGUGAGGCUAUCGUCGGGCCUUUGAGCAGUAUGCGGGGCUGCUGAUGGAGAAGUACCCAUCGCUGCUGGUGGAAGGGGACGCCUACCCCCCACCACCCCCCCGCAUGCAGCUGGCCCACGCCCUGUCCCUGCUCAAGCUGGCCCUCAUUGCGCUGGUGCUGCUGGGAUUCAACCCUUUCACCUGGAUGGGGCACCCCACACCGGCCUUCUACACCUGGAUGGUCGGCAACAAGCUGUACUCCUGUCUCAUGUUGUUCUUUGUGUGUGGAGCCAUCGAGAGCAAGCUAGUUUCUACCGGGGCGUUUGAGAUUUACUUCAAUGAUGUGCGGGUUUGGUCCAAAAUCGAGACGGGCCGCAUUCCAUCACCUCCCGAGCUGUUCCAGAUCAUCGACAACCAGGUGUUCCUCAAGUCGUCCACACUGGGCCUAGGCGAGAGCUAGCUGCCUGCCCGGCGUCUUAGUGCAUCCCGCUGAUCAAGAUUGGAGGUACGCUUUGCUGCCGAGCCCUAGCCGAGCCAGGCGCCACGCUGGGGUCUCCAGGUUUCCGACGCCCCUAUGAAGCUGACCGCAGAAAGCAACCCUGUUUGCCCGCGGCCGGUGGAAGCCUCUUUUGGCGUCGAGCGACAGCGAGUGCUCCGGAUGACAUUUGGCUCUGGCUCCCGCGCGGCAGUCGAGCAGCCCCAUUCCUGCUACAUCAUCUCCCAUACUUUCACACACAACAUUCUUUUUUUUUUCUUCUCUAGGAGUCUCUGUCCUGUUUUUUGUUGAAAUUUAAGGGGGUAAAUGUUAGUGUGCGCAGUGCGCUUUGCAGUGUUGCAGGUCAAUAGCUGUGAAUCUAGUUUUUCUUCAUAAGUCCAAGUUUUUCUUCCCACUUUUUAAUAAAAGUUUGUUGUUGAGGAG
Messenger RNA from Rhipicephalus microplus (southern cattle tick), 1112 nucleotides. RefSeq names its product selenoprotein T (gene SelT). Lineage: Eukaryota; Metazoa; Arthropoda; Arachnida; Ixodida; Ixodidae. Gene Ontology annotation, molecular function: thioredoxin-disulfide reductase (NADPH) activity. Gene Ontology annotation, biological process: cell redox homeostasis. The record is from RefSeq and is a predicted model, not a curated record. Gene Ontology annotation, cellular component: endoplasmic reticulum membrane.